UUAUUCAUAACAAUUACUGGAUCUGUACACGAGGCUGCUGUCUUUUGGAUGUUUCAGAUAUGAUCAGCGUUUUAUUUUGAAUUGUGAGGUCAUUUAAGCAGCUGCUGGAUUUAAAAGCUUUUGAUCUACUUUGAAGACACAAUGAUCUUCAUUUCAGCUGAAAAACGACACUUCGCUUUUUACUUGUCAGUUGGUCUGUUGAGUAUACCACUGCUUGCAGAAUGCAUUGAGGUUAAGCUGGUCGGGCCUUCACGUUGCUCUGGUAGACUGGAGGUCUUGCACACAGGCAGUUGGGGAACUGUGUGUGAUGACCAAUGGAGCCUCGCCAACGCUGACGUGGUAUGUCGAGAGUUAAACUGCGGGACAGCUCUUGAGGCCACUAAAGGCGCCUCUUUUGGAGAGGGAAAGAACAUGAUCUGGUUGGAUGAUGUGCAGUGUACUGGUCAUGAGACAUCUGUCCUCAAGUGCCCACACAGACCAAUGGGGCAAAAUAACUGCGGCCACUCUGAAGAUGCUGGGGUUACCUGUUCAGAACAUGUGAAGGUAGUCAACGGAAGCAAUCGGUGUACUGGCAGAGUGGAAGUCUACCAUGAAGGCAACUGGAAACGAGCAUGCAAAAGUGACUGGGCGACGUUAGACGCUGUCGUGGUGUGCCGAGAGCUUAACUGUGGCACCCCUAUCACUCAGACUGAAGAGCUACAUUUUGGAGAGUCACGUGACCUGCAUGGCAUCAAACCCAACUGUUUAGGAAAUGAGAGCUCUAUCUCACUGUGCCGAAUUCAGGAAAGCAAGGAAAGCUGUGUGGAUGCUACUAUCGUCUGUGAACACAGUACACCAAUUCGACUGGUAAACGGCUCUUCUGAUGGUCGGUGCUCUGGACGUGUGGAAGUCUACCACGAUGGAAAUUGGGGAACGAUUUGUGAUGACAAAUGGGGGAUGCAGGAAGCAGAUGUGACAUGUCGAGAGAUGAAUUGUGGGAAUGCUAUCUCUGUCAAGUACAAGUCUUUUUUCGGAAGAGGUCAGGAUCAGGUUUUGUUGGACGAUGUUGAGUGCACUGGUCAUGAGAAGUCCCUUUCUGAAUGCCCGCACAGAGGUUUUGGAGAACACGACUGUGACCACAAUGAAGAUGCUGGUGUUAUAUGCUCAGAAUCGCUCAGAUUGGCCAAUGGGACUGACCGCUGCUCUGGCAGAGUGGAAGUCUUAGCCAAUUUCCACUGGGGGAAAAUUUGUAAUAACUUGGCUAGCGAAGAUGCUGCAGUGGUGUGUCAGGAACUAGGUUGUGGUGCUCCAAAAAAAAUCCAAGAAAGCUUCAAUUUUGGUGACAGCACACUCAGAGGGUAUUCAAGUAGAUGCUCUGGCCCUGUGGAUUCCUUCUCCAAAUGCAAUAUUCAAGAUUACACCGGGACAUGUGAAGCGUUUUCUCUUUCAUGUGCAGGUAAUCCACCGCUAAGGCUUGUGAACGGCACUGAUCGAUGCUCUGGUAGAGUGGAGGUUCUUCAUGAUGGCGCGUGGGGAACUGUGUGUGAUGAUGAGUGGGACAUCAAAGAUGCUCAGGUGGUUUGCAGAGCCAUGGACUGUGGAACACCUAAGACGGCCAAAUCCUCUUCCUUCUUUGGUGCAGGCCAAGGAGACAUUUGGCUGGAUAAUGUUAGAUGUGUCGGUAAUGAGACGUCGCUAUUGCACUGCCGACAUGCCCCCCGUGGAGAAAAUAACUGUGGCCAUAUGGAAGAUGCGGGUGUGGUGUGCUCAGCUACAAUUAGACUGAUCAAUGGGACUGACCAUUGCUCUGGCAGGGUUGAGUUCUACACUGGUGUCAAAUGGGCAACACCAUAUAAUGUUAACUGGGGAAUAAAUGAAGCAACAGUGGUGUGCAGAGAGAUGAAUUGCGGAGAUCCUGACAAGCUUCCAGGAUCAUACGGUCAUGGCGGACAUCCUGGAGGGUAUCAGGUCAGCUGUAACGGUAGAGAGAGUUCUCUCUCACAGUGCACACUGAGAGAACGUGGAAGAACAAGCCAUGAUCGCAUUGAAGAGGCAUCUGUAAAAUGUUUAGGCAAUGUGAGGUUGUCCAAUGGGUCCAGUCGUUGUGCUGGAAGAGUGGAGUUUUACGACAACGGCCAGUGGGGCACUGUGUGUGGUGAAUCCUGGGAUGUGAAUGAUGCAAAUGUGGCGUGCAGACAGCUUGACUGCGGGACAGCUCAUAAGAUUACCACAAAGACUGAGUAUGGCCAUGGCACAGGACAUACCUGGAUCAAUCGAAUCGAAUGCAAUGGAUUGGAGUCAACACUGGGUCAGUGCUCACAAAGUCCUUUAAGAGACAGAACCUGCAACACUACCUCAGUUGCUGGUGUUGUCUGCACAGGAAGUUUGGAGGUCCGGUUGGCGAAUGGUAAGGAUGUGUGCUCUGGCAGAGUAGAGGUCCGUCAUGGCGACAUGUGGCAAACUGUGUGUGACACAGACUGGAACCUGAGUAAAGCUCAGGUGGUGUGUGAGCAGCUUGAAUGCGGUGAGGCCAAGAACGCUCCAGGCGGUGCCCAUUUUGGUGAAGGCAGUGGACCAGUAGUGGAGGCGAGCAAUUCAUGUUUUGACAAUGUGACAUCUCUUCGGCAAUGCUCGGCCAAAGGUUACAGAGGAGCAAGCUGUGGGCACGGACAUGACGCUGGCACUGUCUGUGCAGCACAGAUUCGGUUGGUCGGCGGCACAGGUCAAUGCUCCGGUAGAUUGGAGAUCCUCUACAAAGGCCAGUGGGGGACUGUGUGUGAUGAUGAAUGGUCACUUGGCAAUGGUGAUGUGGUAUGUAGACAGCUUAGCUGCGGACAUGCAGUUUCUGCUCCUUCAAGUGCCCACUUUGGUAGAGGCACUGGUCCAAUAUGGCUGGAUAAUGUGGAGUGUGCAGGCGAAGAGAAUGCAAUCACACAUUGUCCGCACAACGGUUUUGGAGAAAAUAACUGCGGGCACGGAGAAGAUGCUAGUGUUAUCUGUAUAGGUGCUCUACACAAGCCCAAAAUCACUUUGAUUCCCGCUCCAGAGGUAAACUGGGGUACCAAAGUUGAGAUCACAUGCACUAUACUAGCAGAACAGUUGGGCGGGACAUUCGUCCUGAAGAGGACCCAAGACUCCUUUAAAAUGGAAAGAUACACGGAGAAUGAAGCUGCAACCUUUAUCUUCCAUUCAGUAGAUUUCAACCAGAAGGGGUCAUAUUUCUGUGAAUAUCAAAAGAAAUUGCCCAAUCAAGUCAUCUAUUUUCCUCAAGGAGAAACGGCAGAGCUCUCCAUCAUAGUGAAACUGGAAAAACCCACCCUCUCCCUGUCGUCUCCUUAUGCAAUGGUGGUCUCCACCCCUGACAAAAUAUCGGUCACCCAAGGGAACAGCUUCUCCAUCAUUUGCUCUACUCAUUCCAUAUACACUGGAGGUUUCUUCUAUCUGACAAAGUCCCACAACAAUGCCACUGAAGCGGUGCCUGCAUUUGGCUACACCAUCCACUACAUGACAACCUUUAACUUUCCUGCAAUAGAUUAUAAAACCCAAGGGGAUUAUAGGUGCAUCUACGGAGUGAACAUUUCUUCAAUGUCCUUCUCUUCAGUUCCCUCCAAGUCACUCCAAGUCUCUGUAGUCGCGGCCUCAUCCUCUUCAGUGGUCACAGGAUGGGUUGUGGGUUUGCUGUUAGUGUUACUUGUGGGGGUUAUAGGUUACCUGAUGUGGAGAAAGAGAAGGAGGAUUGCUGGUACAAUGGUUCAGUUCAGUAACAGGUUUGGAGGAGCAUUAAAGGAUGAUCUCGACGACAGGUGCAAUGGAGCCCUCUAUGAAAGUGCCAGAAAUACCCAAGACAAUGAGCAGACGCACAGCCCCGGGCAGGAAGAAAACAAUGCUGAUGUUGAUAACUCUGUGGAGAGGAUCCCUGAAGAUCUGGCUGGGAGAGUGUGCUAUGAGCUAGAACCACUCGUUUUUCCUUGAUAACUAAAUGCAUCAAGUAAUGAAGAAUGUCGUGCAAUUUCACAAAACGUGAAAUGUUUGGGUGGUUAAAGUUUAUAAGUCUGCUGCAUCUUUAACGACAGCCAACAAUGGUGUCACAGUGUAUCGGUGACUAGCUGAUGAUCUGUUGCUCUUUCAGGAAGACCAGGUUUAAGUGUGUUUUUACACAACAUUUUAUUUUUUAAUCUACACACUUCCUCAAAUAUAUGCUGCAUUCUUUGCUUUAUUCCUGUUGUGGCUUACAUUUGACAGAGAGAUUCUAUUGAUCAGAAAGCUUAGAUCAACUGACCUACAGGAGUAGGCUGAUUACAUUGUCUUUGCAUUCUAUGGUAAUUUGCUUUAUUUGGUGUAUGUGAAUGCAGAUCAAUAAAUAUAUAUUUCUUACCGCGCUUGCACCUUUUUGUUUGGCAGAGUUUUUGAUGAUUUGACCCUGCUGGGGGAAAAUGUGCCCAAUUGUCACCAAACACUGCCAAGAUAUGUGAACUAUCAAAUACAUGAAUAUGUUUUAUCAAUCAUCAUCAGUAAUUGUUAUAACAAAUUCCUCAGCAUAACCUGGACAAUAAAAGAGGAACUGAAUGUA
Trematomus bernacchii (emerald rockcod) is the source of this 4549-nucleotide messenger RNA. RefSeq names its product deleted in malignant brain tumors 1 protein-like. The coding region runs from base 142 to 3951 and encodes 1269 amino acids. The record is from RefSeq and is a predicted model, not a curated record. The transcript has 17 exons. Gene Ontology annotation, cellular component: membrane. Lineage: Eukaryota; Metazoa; Chordata; Actinopteri; Perciformes; Nototheniidae.